AUGGCUGGUACUCAUGACACAGAACAGCAAAGAAUUAUCGUUAGAAUCAAAUGUAUUGCUUUUCGUGAAGCUCGGGAUGCCGUUGCAACAUCUAUUAAUCGACAAUGGAUUGCAGACAAAAUUCAUCGUACUACGCGAUUUGGUACAGAAUGGUGGGAAAAGUUAUAUGAUGAUUGUUUUGCUGAUUAUUCCGAACGUGGUCGUACACUUAAACUAUCAGAUGCAAGUAGAAACCUCAUUCUCAGUGUAAGUGGUAAACAAAGAAAAAGUAUUUAUGUUAUGGUGAAAGAAAUUGCAGAAAAACACAAGGAAUAUGUUGUUUCAAAAACAAUUGCCAAUUAUCGUCAUAGAGAAGGAAUAAAGCCGUUUCAUGUUAUUCCAAGGCCGUUAAAAACAGAAACUCAUAUCUCAGACAGAUCGGAGUUUUGGAAUGAAAAACAAUGGUUUCUUGAUCAUCAAUAUGAUUGUCAUGAAAGUUCAAAUAAUGGAAUAUUUUAUUCAACAAAUCCAUAUCAAUAA
Molecule: messenger RNA, 519 nt
Organism: Rotaria sordida
Lineage: Eukaryota; Metazoa; Rotifera; Eurotatoria; Philodinida; Philodinidae
Source: the annotation of a GenBank genome assembly